Messenger RNA from Phragmites australis (common reed), 853 nucleotides. RefSeq names its product outer envelope pore protein 37, chloroplastic-like. Gene Ontology annotation, biological process: monoatomic cation transport. Bases 1 to 762 code for a protein of 253 amino acids. The record is from RefSeq and is a predicted model, not a curated record. Gene Ontology annotation, cellular component: chloroplast outer membrane. The transcript is spliced from 6 exons. Gene Ontology annotation, molecular function: monoatomic ion channel activity. NCBI's taxonomy places the organism in Eukaryota, Viridiplantae, Streptophyta, Magnoliopsida, Poales, Poaceae.
AUGAGCAUGUUCCCGGUUGGCAUUUGGGAGUUCUAUCUUAGAGUCACUGAUAUGCUCGUCUUUGAUCUUAGUUUCACAAUUGACAUGGAGGACAUAAGGAUGAAAUUGGAUGGAGCACUGCAAACUGAAGAUAUCAGCUUUAACUUGACAUCUGAAAGAGCAACAAGGAUAAGUGCCAGUUCAAAUUUUAGAGAUUCACCAGGCAAGAUUGAAUUGUCGUCUCCGGUUCCUCCAGAUGGACUGCCAAGAGCAACUUUCUUCUUUCCCAAUGGUGAAGUUUCAGUUAAGGAGAACGAAUUGGAUGAGGCUGACAGAAUUUUGUCAGUUAAAUGGUAUAGUGAAGUCACCUAUUCUGAAGUUGGUUGCACAGCAUUAUACAGUGACAAUGCAAUGAAUAUAAAAUAUCGCUACAAGGAUGAAGAGAUAUUGUUUAUUCCCAGCAUCUCUUUACCAUCCAAUUCGCUACCCUUCGCAUUCAAGCGCCAAUUAACUCCUUCAGACAAGUUGAGCUAUUGGUACAAUUUUGGCACAAACUACUGGGGUACUGUCUUCAAACACAAGGCUAAUAAGCAUCUCAAGUGGAAAGCUGGUUAUGAGUCAGAUAACAGGCUUGGAUGGGUAUGUCUUUGGGUUGGAGAUGGUAGCUGCAGUACAAAGGAGGUGCCGUUGAAGGCCAAAGUUCGAUUCACGCUUAAAGUUCCCCAGGGCAAUCUACAGAAUUCAGUUGUACUGUUCCAUGUAAAGAAAAGAGGGGAUUUUUAGAUUUUAAAUCCUGUUGUAACACCAUGCGCAUAUAAGCAAACGUGCACAGAUGAGGGAGAACCAAUAAGAAAUUGGAACGCAGUCAAUUUCU